AUGGCAGUCUGUUUCAAUGCCUUUAGUUUGUGCAAGUGGGUUUGGUAUUCGCUGUUCAAAAGUGACAGUAUUCUACAUCAGGAAGCACUUCGGGAUGAACUGAUUGAUGAGGGCGAUAUGUAUUCCACUCUUAGGGACUUUGUCCUCAACUAUUUGAGGUCUGAUGGGGUUUUUGCCAUGAGACUUAUUUCACAUAAUUCUACGGAUAUUGUCGUUACUGAUCUUGUCAGUGCUAUGUAUGAAAAUUUCAAGAUUAGAAAAUCUGCUCUCGAGCCUAGUGACACUGGGGUGCCCUACGAGAAAAAUAUACUCUUAAUUAACUCGUUCUCUUUCUUGUUUUGA
This is a messenger RNA of Octopus sinensis (East Asian common octopus), 342 nucleotides long. RefSeq lists its product as uncharacterized. The record is from RefSeq and is a predicted model, not a curated record. The coding region runs from base 1 to 342 and encodes 113 amino acids. The transcript has a single exon. Lineage: Eukaryota; Metazoa; Mollusca; Cephalopoda; Octopoda; Octopodidae.